AAAAAACUGAUUCUUAGUCGAAAGUGGAACUCCUUAUCCAAAUAGGAACAAGUGAAUACAUACAUAAUCUAUAUAAAGCCAGGCCAAGACCACGAAUUGCGUACUCUUGCAUUCUUAUUGACAUAAAGAAUGGAAGAGAAAACAACGAUGACAGCAGUAGAUAUAGAGAGAGGUGGUGGUGCUGGUGGGAGAUUUCCAUGGAAGAAACAAGUUUAUGUGUUCUUCUGUUGGAUUUUUGCAGCCUUUGGUGGGCUAAUGUUCGGUUACGACAUUGGGAUUUCAGGUGGAGUGACAGCCAUGGAUGACUUUCUCAUCAAAUUCUUUCCAUCUGUUUAUCACAGAAAACUUCAUGCCAGGGAAGACAAUUAUUGCAAAUACAACGAUCAGCUUCUUCAGCUUUUUACAUCUUCACUUUAUAUAGCUGCUAUCUUUUCCAGCUUUGCUGCAUCGGUUGUCUGCAAAAAGUUUGGUCGGAAGCGUACAAUUCUUGCUGCUUCACUGGUUUUCCUAUUGGGAGCUGGCCUAAGCUCUGGUGCUCAGAACCUCCCUAUGUUAAUCAUUGGCAGGAUUCUCCUUGGUGUCGGUGUAGGAUUUGGCAAUGAGGCUGUUCCUCUGUUCUUAUCAGAGAUUGCACCUGUUCACCAGCGUGGGGCUGUCAACAUUCUGUUCCAGCUUUUGGUUACUGUUGGAAUUCUAUUCGCAAAUCUCGUCAACUAUGGAACUGCAAAGUUGCAUCCGUAUGGUUAUAGAGUCUCCUUGGGGCUUGCAGGCUUGCCGGCCGUGUUCCUCUUUUUUGGCUCUUUAAUCAUAACUGACACACCAACAAGCCUAAUUGAGCGCGGAAAAGAAGACGAAGGAAUUCAAGCUCUCGAGAAUAUUAGAGACCUCAGUGAUGUUGACAUUGAAUUCAAACAAAUUCAAUCUGCCUGUGAGGUAUCCCGACAAGUCAAGACUCCAUUCUGGAAUGUCUUCAAACGCCCAAGCCGUCCACCUCUAGUCAUAGGCAUCUUGAUGCAAGUGUUUCAGCAGUUUACAGGAAUCAAUGCUAUAAUGUUCUACGCCCCUGUUUUAUUCCAAACUGUUGGAUUCAAGGACGAUGCCUCCCUUUUGUCUUCUGUGAUCACUGGAAUUGUGAAUGUGCUAAGCACUUUGGUGUCUAUUUAUGCUGUGGACAAGUUUGGAAGGAGGAAAUUGCUACUUCAAGCAUGCGUGCAAAUGUUUAUGAGUCAGGUGGCAAUUGGGCUUAUUUUGCUACUAAAACUGACAGCAGCAGGCUCACUUUCAAAAUUACUGGCAGGAAUUGUUGUGGGGCUUGUGUGCUUGUACGUUAUGUCUUUCGCAUGGUCAUGGGGUCCUCUCGGAUGGUUGAUACCAAGUGAAACAUUCCCUCUAGAGACCAGAACUUAUGGAUUUGCAUUUGCAGUUAGCUCGAACAUGCUCUGCACUUUCAUUAUUGCUCAGGCCUUCUUAUCAAUGAUGUGUAGUAUGCAGGCCUACAUAUUUUUCUUCUUCGCAGGCUGCAUACUUGUCAUGGGGCUCUUCGUGUGGAAAUUGUUGCCCGAGACCAAGAAUGUUCCAAUUGAUCUCAUGGUGGAAGAAGUCUGGAAGAAACAUCCAUUCUGGAGUAGAUUCAUGGAUUAAAGUUAGCUUAGCAGUACGAUUUGAUCUUUUAUUAGAAGAAACAGUAGUGGUAGUUUAGACA
Molecule: messenger RNA, 1702 nt
Organism: Ricinus communis (castor bean)
Lineage: Eukaryota; Viridiplantae; Streptophyta; Magnoliopsida; Malpighiales; Euphorbiaceae
Product: sugar transport protein 8
Exons: 1
Coding region: 130-1641 (503 amino acids)
Biological process (GO): monosaccharide transmembrane transport
Cellular component (GO): membrane
Molecular function (GO): monosaccharide transmembrane transporter activity
Source: RefSeq, a predicted model, not a curated record